AUGUCUCAGCAGAUACAGAAAACUACUGCAAGUGGCAAAGGGAUCCUGUCCAACCCCAAGCUCGUACUGGUUCACAGGAGUUUGAACGUGGUGAUGAACCAGAACGUGACCCUCUGCUGCUGCUCUGCCUCUGGAUCUCCACCUGUCAGAUACACCUUGUUCAAACACAACCAGCAGGUAUCCUCUUUGAACAGGUCAGACUCGACCCCUGCAUUGUUUACCUUGACAAUCAGCUCUGCCAGCGACCUGGGUCCCUACAAAUGCAAAGCUGAGCACAACACCUCCAGUGAUGGAAAAUACAGCAACAGCCUCAACUUCACCCUUAUAGAGCCAAUUUCCAAACCAGUGCUGAGCUCACCCACCUCUCACACAACGAAAGGCCAGAACGUGACCCUGUCUUGUUUCUCCGAGAAUGGAUCUCUUCCCAUCACUUACAUAUUCUUCAAGGGAAAACAAAGUAUCUCUCCCCCAGUGAUGAUGCAUGAGAGGGAAGCAGCUGUGAUUUUUCUAUUUGUCAAUUCCUCUACUGACUCUGGAACCUAUAAAUGCAAAGCUAAUAAUAGUUUUCCCAAUAGUAUGAAAUACAGCAACAGUUUCAACUUCACAUUAGCAGAAGAGAGAAGCCAUUCUCAGGGCCUGAUAAUUUCUCUUGGGCUGAUCCUGCUACUACUCGUAAUAGGAUUUGCUCUGGCAAUUCCAUUUUUCAUAAUUCCUUCAUAUAAAGCAAAAAAAUAUAAGUCUACCAGGCCCUCAACUGGCUUUACAUCAACAGUGAAUGUGGAGGAGACUGAAAAUGAUGUCAUCUAUGCAGAGAUUGAGCCUGUUAAGCCAGAAGAAGAAUACAUCAAUUUUUCUGUUAUUAGAAGAGAAGAUGAAAAAGCAGGGAAGAGGGAAUGUACUACAGUCUAUUCAAAGGUCCUCAUCAGAAACUGA
Pipra filicauda (Wire-tailed manakin) is the source of this 933-nucleotide messenger RNA. It is a transcript of the gene MILR1, whose product is annotated as mast cell immunoglobulin like receptor 1. The transcript has 7 exons. Bases 1 to 933 code for a protein of 310 amino acids. Gene Ontology annotation, molecular function: transmembrane signaling receptor activity. The record is from RefSeq and is a predicted model, not a curated record. Gene Ontology annotation, biological process: cell surface receptor signaling pathway. Lineage: Eukaryota; Metazoa; Chordata; Aves; Passeriformes; Pipridae.